AUGAAUGUCUCGAGCAGAAGUAGUCGGGAGCUUAUGGACCAGCAUGCCCUGUCGGAAUAUGGAACAUUCCUUUCAUCAGACCCAUGGGACUCCCGCGACCAGUUAUCAUUUGGAAGAGAGGAUGAGGAUGAUCCCGCUAUUCAUUAUGAUGCUGAGUCGACCAAAACCAAUCCAUCGUCGCGCCUAGACCCAACCGCGAGAGUUUUUUCCAUCCCCGUUUGUUCCAUCGGCGCCCCGGACAGCCACCCCGUCAGUUACCAAUACAUCCCACCAAAGCUUCUUUACCGCCCCGACCGGAAGCUCUCGCAGCACUGCACCGACGACCGUGCAGACUGCGUCGAGCGUUAUGAAACGCGCAGGGCAAUCAAUUACAGCAGACAUUCUGGUCACCCGACAUCCACCACGGUCGAAGACCGAAAUAUUAGAGACGAUGAUGAGGUAUCAAUCAUCACUCAGUCGUCCACUUAUUAUAGUCCCGAGCAACGAGAAUAUGUGGUCAAGGAUCUCUCUCUAGCUAUCAUCAGGAAUCUGCAGGCUGUUUCCAGUCCUGACACGGCAGAUAUAGAAAUAAGCGAACACGUUAUGUCUCAUCUCAGAUCAGCAAUCAAGACAUUUGCGGAGACCGUUGAGUUUGAUCAAUCAGUUAGGGAGCAGGCAAAAGCCGUGAGAUUGGUCCGGAGGCUGCGGGCAGACAUUGCUCGGAAGCUCCAUGCGUCAGUCUUGGCUAGGUUAUUCUUGGCUAACAUACAGAGCACAGAAAAAAAACAAGGCCUCAUCGAUAUUGGCACCAAAGUUGAAGAAAUGAACUUGCAUGACAUUAUAGGGCAUUGGGAUCCUUCCAUGGCCGAGAACGACCGUGUCAUCCUGGAUCAUCAUGAUGAACCGGAAGCGCCAACUGUACCAAAGGGGGAAUCAAGCUCAUCGUCGAGCUUUACCAACGCUAUUGACAGCUCGACAGGAUCACGCGAGUUUGUGCUGGAAAGUCGGGGUGAUCUAGAGGCGGUGGACAGGACACACCCCGAUGACAAAGCAGAGGUAUUGUAA
Molecule: messenger RNA, 1044 nt
Organism: Clonostachys byssicola
Lineage: Eukaryota; Fungi; Ascomycota; Sordariomycetes; Hypocreales; Bionectriaceae
Source: the annotation of a GenBank genome assembly